Molecule: messenger RNA, 2703 nt
Organism: Ictalurus punctatus (channel catfish)
Lineage: Eukaryota; Metazoa; Chordata; Actinopteri; Siluriformes; Ictaluridae
Gene: smpx
Product: small muscle protein X-linked
Exons: 6
Coding region: 288-539 (83 amino acids)
Cellular component (GO): M band; costamere; muscle tendon junction
Source: RefSeq, a predicted model, not a curated record
ACGUUGAGCCCUGAGAGCUCAGAAGCCGUCGAGCAGCUCACUGCGAGAGAGGAACACAGCCAAGUAGCAGGCAUUCGUCGCACGUUAGCCUAAAGAGAGACAGAGACCGAGGGGGCAGAGAGAGGACGAGUUCCAUCGAACAGCACCGCAGAACCACACGGGACCGACCUGGGAAGGACAGGGAAAAAAACAAAAACUAAUCCUGAACUGAUCCGGGCAUCCCAUAACGGAAAACUUUACACGUUCCAGCUGUAGGAGCAAGAUCAAAGCUGAGGCCUCUGUGCAAAAUGUCUAAACAGCCGUCAACAAACGUAAAAGCUUUACAGGCCAACCUCAAUAUUCCGAUGGGAGCUUUGCGUCCGGGAGCAGGACUUCCUGGGAAGAGGAAAGACGAGACACAGGACACGGCGGAGGUACCAGCCGUCACUCCGGAAGAAAAGAAGCACCUUCCUGGUGCUGUGAAACUUCCAGGGCCGGCGGUCGACCUUUCCGAGAUCAAGAAUGUCAAAAGCGAGCUCAGAUGGGUCACUAAAGAUUAGACACACUCAGGUGACCCCACCUUGCUUGUGUUACAGAAGGAGACAGACAGCUCUACCAGCUCUAACUAUUCCAUUACUGAUUCUCUACGACAAUGUCCAUCAACUCCCAAAUUUCCCGCCACUGAAACCAAGACGCCCAUCCUCCAAUGAACUGCAAUAACUCGUCAAAGUUUUCCAUCCCUGCAACCCACAUAGCAAAGUUGUUUUUCUGGUUCAAGAACGGAUUGGAGCCCUAUAAAAAUCCCAGACUUCAGUUAUCCCGAGUGCUUGAGGGUUUAGAACCCAUUUCAGAUCUGGUACUGAAUCUCAGCCUUCUCUAAGGCUAGAUACUGCAUACAAAUUAUGGUCCGAGAAUGGCUCAGGCUAUUUUGGCAGAUUAGCUUCUAUGAUGGUCCCAAAUCCGUCCCAGAAGUCAUCUCUAAUAACAUGUAGACUUUGGUUUCAAAUCUCAGCCGUCUCUCGCCCAAGAUACUGGUUCUCCAAGUUACAGCUGCAUAACAAUCAUAACAGUACCAUAGCUAUAAUUGCCAUAUUAGUACCAAAUCUCAGACUGCAGUUAUUGCUAGACCCAAUUAACAAUUUAGUACUGAGCCCAGAUAUUGCAAAUAAAGAUGGUCCAGACUGGUUUUCCAUCUGAGAGCUGCAUAAUAGCCAUUAUAGUAGCAAAUCCCAGGGAACAUUCAUCUCUAUUAUUGGACCUUACACAAACCUAAACCUAUUUAAUAUAUCUGCUACCAAAUGUUAUCCAUUGUUUGGCUCAGAACUCACGAAGAAUGAUGACCAUGUAGACCUUUCAGCCCAGAACAAUAAGGUCCAGGAAUGGUCCAGCCUGGUUCUCCAUCUUAGAUUAGCACUGCCUAACAGUGCCAAAUCCCAGCAAACAGAAGACCCAGAAUAGCUUGCCAGCGAAGGAAAAAGCAUGCCAGAGUCAACCAAAUUUCAAACAUUUUGGACCUUUUGUAUAUUGUGAAGGUUAUAGCACAAGAAUGGUCCAUGAUGUUUUACCACCCAUUUUAGAUCUGGUACCAAAACCUCAAAUAAUGUUGACCACCUAGAUUACAGCAGCUUAUCAGUCCUAAUAGAACCAAAUCCCUGCCAGCAGUCAUCACUAUUACUCAUUUAUGGUACUGAAUUGCAGCAUCUUGCAUCUUGACCCAGAUACCACAAAGAACGAUGGCUCACGAUGACUCCGAAUUGACUACCAGAUGAGGCAAAAGAGACAAAGCCGUACCAAACAAAUCGACAGCAUUUUGGACGCAUCCCCAAUCAGCCCACAUGCUGUUUACCAUCAGAGAUGUGGCACCAUCAAUGCCAGACAUGGCACCAUGCAGCUGCAGACACCAUUCCCCCCUGACUUGAUGGCACUUCUUGACCAGAUAAUUUUGCUAUGUAGGUAUAAAAGCACACGACUCGAACCUGAUGAAAACCACAAACUGCACAUUUGACAUGGAAUCAUGGCAAGCUGUUCUCUUUGAUAUCUCUUGUUUUAAAUCUAAAGUGUGUGUGUGUGUGUGUGUGUGUGUGUGUGUGUGUGUGUGUGUGUGUGUGUGUGUGUGUGUGUUUGUUUUAGCAGAGGUCUGAUUUCAUAACAGAUCUGCAAGCUCCUCUGCUGCCAUGUGUGAAGUCACAUAUUUAAAUUCCUUUUAUAGAGCCUGAAUCAUAAUGUAGCAUGAUGAUUAGUCCGUGCUGUUCGUGUUAAUAGUGGAAAAUGCCGUCUCGCUUCAUUUAUGCUGAACAAAUGUGAGACAUUGGAAAACAUGUUUUCAUACUUCAUGGCCUUUUCUUUUGAACCACUAUGUUUUUUUUUCUGCCUUUCCUUGCCAUUGUUCUCUGGCUUCGUUUUGGGAGCGUGUAGGCUGACAUGCAAUAAAAACACGAUUUCUCAGUGUCACAGUGUAGGAGGGUGAAGCAAUCACAGGUUGUCUUAGAGCAAACAGAACUGAAUUUCCAACACGUCGUCACUGUUUUAUUAGCUCUUAAAUGUGAUAUUUGUGAAGAAGGUUUUCUCUCUUUUUUUUCCUCCUGUUGAACAAGCAGCACAUCAGUGAAAGUGUCCUUAUUGAAGAUUCUGACCAGAGUCAGAAGGGCUAAGAGAAAAUAAUGACCAUGUGUGAAGUGUAAUAAAAACUUGGGUCAAAAAUAAAAUACCAUGCCACAUAACUGA